AUGGAGGCCGUGCUCGGCCAGGUGGAGCAGCUGCCUGCGCUCAUGGCCGUCUCCCGCUCCGCGCUGGUGCGGGAUUGGGACUCCCUGACCCUGGACAGGGCUUUAGAGUGGGGCCGGUAUUUCCAGCACCUCCACGACCGCUUCCGCACUCGGCCUCGGCUCCGGGAGGCCCUUGGGCGGCGUUUGCGGCGGGGUCAGCCGGGCCCUCUGCUCAGCUUCCACCAGCUGGGACGCUGCCCGCAGCUGCUGGGCCUGGCGCUGCUGGAGAACCGCGCUCUACCGCCCGCCGCCUGCCGCCGCCUGCUCCAUAGCCUGCUGCAGCGGGGGAGUGGCGCUGAGCAGGCCGGAGGCAGGGGUCGGGAUGGGAGCAGCCUGGACGGAAACCAGGAGAGUGCAGCAGGAGAGGAAUGCGUUGCCGGGCCCCUGCUUUCCUGGCUGCUGGGUAACUUGGAGCGGUUUUCUGCCUUCUGCCUUUUCCUCCCAGGCUCCCUUCUUGCCUCCUUGGCUGGCCACUAUUCCCAGUUAAGCAGACCUUAUUUGGACCUCUUAACCGGCUGGGGAAGCCACUUGCUCUAUGACCCGUUGCAGGGACGGUGGGUUAAAAGUUCUCUUGACAAAGCUGAAUUGUCCUGGGAGGAACUGAGGGAGCGCUUCAGCUGCCUCUGUCAGGGAUCUGCGCUGCUCAGGGGACAGACCCAAGCCGCUCUGAAACUCCUGAAGGGACAGGAUGGAGACUUUAACGUCCGUGGCCUAAGUGUGUGGACUGACGUACUGAUGGAAGUAGAGGAAUCUCUGAGGAAAGAAGCAGAGAGCUAA
Messenger RNA from Athene cunicularia (burrowing owl), 816 nucleotides. It is a transcript of the gene FANCF, whose product is annotated as FA complementation group F. The record is from RefSeq and is a predicted model, not a curated record. Gene Ontology annotation, biological process: interstrand cross-link repair. The transcript is spliced from 2 exons. NCBI's taxonomy places the organism in Eukaryota, Metazoa, Chordata, Aves, Strigiformes, Strigidae. The coding region runs from base 1 to 816 and encodes 271 amino acids. Gene Ontology annotation, cellular component: Fanconi anaemia nuclear complex.